AUGAAGAUGAUGACGACAAGAUUUCGGAAAUACUGGUUUAGUCUGGUCAGUGCUGUGGCCUUCAUCCUCUGCUGUGUGAUGUUCAAGAUGUACCACCACCUGAACGUCUCACUGGACUCCAAAUUGUCCCCUAAGUUGUCCCCUUUCCACCAGAUACAUACAUACCCCUUUUUGUCCAACAUAUCUGAUAGUGGCACUGCCUCUCCAUCAAAGAACUUUACAUGCUCUGCCAGUGACAGCACAGAGGUCAUCCCAUCACACCUGCCCCAGUCAUACCAGGAUUUCUUACGCUACAGGCAUUGCCGAGCGUUCCCAAUCCUGCUGACCCCUUCACCUUGCGAGGAUGAUCUCUUUCUGUUGUUGGUCGUGAAGUCCACAGCUGUUAAUGUAGACCGCCGCGCUGCAUUGCGGGACACCUGGGGUCGCGCUGGUAGAAUCAAAGGUCAAAGGGUUAAGCUGGUCUUCCUCAUGGGCCGCUCCCAUGACCAGGUGCAGGGUCACGACCUCCAGCAACAGCUACAGUGGGAAAGCCGUUGCUAUGGGGACAUCUUGCAGUGGGACUUUGCUGACGUCUUCUUCAAUCUACCUCGGAAGGAGGUGGGAUUCCUCAGCUGGUUCUCGCGCAAGUGCAGCAGUGCACAGUUUGCAUUCAAGGGCGAUGACGACGUGUUUGUGAACACAGAGAAUCUGAUUGCUUUCCUGACAGCCCACAAGUCUGAGAAUCACCUGUUUGCUGGAUACAUCCACAACCCCGAGCUGCCUCUCCGAGACAGAAACUCAAAGUAUUUUGUCCCUGUCGAGAUAUACCCAGAGGGGAAGCUCUAUCCACCCUUUCCAAGUGGAGGUGGAUAUCUGAUGUCGCGGCAGACUGUGACUGGACUGAAUGUGGCGGCCCAGAGAGUGAAGCUGUUCCCACUCGAUGAUGUAUUUCUGGGCUUGUGCUUAGAGCAAAUGGGUGUGGAGCUUACGCACCACAGAGGUUUUCUGACAUUCGGCAUCAGCAAUGACCUGAAGCGCCCCUGUGUUUAUCGCGAAAUCAUGCUGGUGCACCAGAUGAACCCAGCUGAGAUGCGGGACACGUGGUCGCUGAUGCAAGACAGUCCGCCAUGUGAUAGUGGGAAAACAUUUUGA
Messenger RNA from Sardina pilchardus (European sardine), 1131 nucleotides. Its product is annotated as N-acetyllactosaminide beta-1,3-N-acetylglucosaminyltransferase 4-like. NCBI's taxonomy places the organism in Eukaryota, Metazoa, Chordata, Actinopteri, Clupeiformes, Clupeidae. The record is from RefSeq and is a predicted model, not a curated record. The coding region runs from base 1 to 1131 and encodes 376 amino acids. Gene Ontology annotation, cellular component: Golgi membrane. Gene Ontology annotation, molecular function: hexosyltransferase activity; UDP-glycosyltransferase activity. The transcript has a single exon.